Conger conger (European conger) is the source of this 2435-nucleotide messenger RNA. Its product is annotated as homeobox protein Hox-A1a-like. Bases 392 to 1363 code for a protein of 323 amino acids. Gene Ontology annotation, molecular function: RNA polymerase II cis-regulatory region sequence-specific DNA binding; DNA-binding transcription factor activity, RNA polymerase II-specific. The record is from RefSeq and is a predicted model, not a curated record. The transcript is spliced from 2 exons. Gene Ontology annotation, cellular component: nucleus. Gene Ontology annotation, biological process: regulation of transcription by RNA polymerase II. Lineage: Eukaryota; Metazoa; Chordata; Actinopteri; Anguilliformes; Congridae.
UGAAAAGAUCACAUUUAAUACAUCCUUCAGAUUAGUAUAUUUUAUUUUCUAGAGCGCCCUACGAUCCCUGUGAAAUGAACGUUGUCCACUGUCUUCUGCUUUGCCCAUUGUUUGCACAACCAAUACAUUAGGGCUGAUGUGCGUCACCUUGAUCGAGGGGCGUUUGGUAUUUAAAUGCCUCUUAAAAGGUGAUCUAUCAUUUGCGUGGGAAGGCGAUCGCAGCCAUUGCGGCGCUCACUGGCUGACCCGAGUCACGUGACGACCUACCAUUCACUCUUACAGAUUUGAGCCGGCUCGAUGGAGGAAUCAAGCAGGUUGGCACGGUCAUCCAGGUUGAUACAUACUGAUCAGUGACGACCUGAUCGGUCAGUGAUACACAGAAAAUGCUACAAUGAGCUCCUUCCUAGAUUACUCUGUGAUUAGUGGCGACGGAGGAUCCUGCUCGACCAAGGCUUUUCAUCCAGACCACGGAAUUUCAAGUUUCCAGUCGUGUUCUGUCACAGGUAAUACUUGCGGCGAUGAAGAUCACUUUAUCGUGAGCAGACUUUCGCCAGGUGGUAUUCCUUCCCACGCACACCAGUCGGGAUCCUACCCAACUCACAGUUCUUUAGGCUUCACAUAUGCCACCCAUACCGGUUGUGGCUCCAGCUAUGGCACACAAAGUGUUUGUCCAAGUUACAAUCACUACCCACUGAGCCAGGACGUGGACUCCAAUGUUAGCUACUCGCAAUGUACCCCUAUAGUUUACUCUGGGAACAUUUCGUCAUCCAUGUUGCAGCAUCACCAAGGUUACAGUGGAGCUACGAUGGGACAACUACAGUACACGCACGCGGCAUACGGACACGAGCAAGCGAACCUGUCCUUCGCUGCGUGCGGGAGCCACCUGUCCCCUCUAAAUGUCGCCACCCAUGACACCUGCUGCUCACCAUUGUCUGAGAGUACUUCACCGGCGCAGACUUUCGAUUGGAUGAAAGUCAAGAGAAAUCCUCCAAAAACCGGCAAAGCUGGAGAAUAUGGCUUCGCUGGUCAGCCCAACAUGGUGAGGACCAACUUCAGCACCAAACAGCUAACAGAGCUCGAGAAGGAAUUUCACUUCAACAAGUACCUGACCCGCGCCAGGCGCGUAGAGAUCGCAGCAGCGCUUCAGCUCAACGAGACUCAGGUGAAAAUUUGGUUCCAGAACCGAAGAAUGAAGCAAAAGAAGCGCGAGAAGGAAGGGUUACUAUCAAAAUCGCCAGGCACACAGACAGACAGCGACGAGAAAACCGAAAAUCAGUCAAGGAAAUUACCCUCCCCGGCCACCACACCAUCCCCCGCCUCAUCCACAGCGUCCUCUACGGCUGAACCCUAUACAUCGGGAUAAAGUAGUUCUCAUUAUUCAGGACACAACGAUCACAUGUAGCCUGUCCCCCAAACAACAAAAUGGCUUCAUAUACAGUUGUUGACAUUUUAAGUUAUGGGUAAUGGACUUUCAAUGCUUGUAUUUAAAUAGCCAAGCCAAAGAAAUGCACAAUUGGAGUGCUUACAAUCAGAUUAUUACCUGGAUUUUUUUAUUAAUUGAAGGUCUUGUGAUUUGUGUGAUCUACUGUGUAUGUGUACUUAGAUUCACUAAGUGCAAAAUCCUAAAAGUGUUGUUUAUCUAGAGAGUGAUAAAUUUAUGCCGCUUACAUCGAAUUAUGUUUAAUGCAGAUUGCACAGAUGACUAUAGUGAAGGCCUUGUUUGGUUGACCACAACUUAAGUUGUGUUGUGCAAAUUCUGUUUUUAUUGAAAUGGAAAUAACUAAAAGUGGUGUAAUUUGUGUUGCCUUAAUGUCCUCAUGGAAAGUUGUGGCAAAAGCGAAACUUAAUUGGCUCUCCAGACUGUAGGCUUCAGUAUAGACUGUAGCCAUUUUUGCCUGCCAUAAAAUAAUGUUACCUUCCGACUGUGAUGAAUUAAGUUUUUGUUAUAUUGCUUUCCAUUGAAAAUACUAUGUUUAAAGUUAUAAUUCCCUUUUUAUCAGUGGCGCAAACAGAAGUGUAUGGCCAAGUAGGCUAUUAUUUCCUAUAUUACUCUCAUUAAUAUAUAUUUUCAGAAAUGGAAAGCAUUUAAUCACACUGCUUGAUAAAAGGCUAAACUUAAAGCUUAAUCUGUUGUGAAACAAAUACCUCAUGAACACAAUACGUUCAAGUAAAGUUGAAAUGUAAUUGCACUACGGUAAGCCUACUUUUGAAAGUGGUAUACAGAGCAGGAAUCGGGGUGUAAACCUAAAUCGGUAUACAGUAUUUAAUUUCAACCUGUCUCCAGGUCAUAUUUGUUUGUGUCACGAGAGUGCUUUGGGGCCAUAUGAAUGUAUGAUCAAGUUUCACAAAAACGCCACAAUGAAUCAUAUCAUAUACUGAGUUUUAUCAGUUGUUUUUGUUAAUGUAAAGAGUAUGCUAUAUUUAUGUGUCAUGUA